AGUCAGGACGAUGAUGUGCAGCAGAAGGAGGCUGAGGCAGCAGCUCUGAACACGGAGAAAGCCGACCAGGAUCAAACACUUUUAUUACUACUUUUUUCUUUUUGGAUCGUUUGGCAGAUUUCUCGUCGUCAAAAUGUUUUCAGUGUCUCCUAAAACUGUCCUGCUGGUUCUGGUGUGUGUGUCUGCUGCGUCUGCUGCUGUUAGAAACGGCAGUUUGCAAGUGAGGACCUUUGUCCGUUUUCACACGACAGUCACAGAUGAACCAAUAGACAUGGAUUCAAUUUUUUCAGAUUAUCAAGAUGGUGCCAAAGUGAAUCGUUCUAAAACUUCCCGGGUGUCUAAUGUCACCAGGUUGAGUAUUUCAGAGGAGGCGCGUUUUUUUCUCUCAGGCCCCGUGUCCACCAUCCUCAUACCUUCCUUCUACACGCUGGUCUGCUGCAUCAGUGUGCCCAUUAACAUCUGUGCGGUUCUGGCCUUCGCUCGGGGGAUCCGGCCCAAGAAGCCGGCGGCGAUCUACAUGCUGAACCUGGCCUUUGCCGACCUGCUCUUCGCCUUGAUGCUCCCCUUCAAGAUCUCCUACCACUUUGCAGGCAACAACUGGAUAUUCGGCGGCCUCAUGUGCCGUGUGGUCACCGCCGCCUUCUACUGGAACAUGUACUGUUCUGUUCUGCUCAUAGCCUGCAUCAGUGUGGACCGGUUCCUCGCUGUAGUCUACCCCAUCGACUCCCUGGCGUGGAGGAGGCCCAGGAACUCCGUCAUAGCCUGCGUCACCAUGUGGAUAUUGUCCUUCGCUGGCUCUGUGCCCCUCGUCAUCUCCGACCAGACUGAUUACCUUGAAGAGCUGAACAUCACCACCUGCCAUGACGUCCAGAGCUCUGAGAACAUCGCCUGGCUGAAGAUCUACUUCGUGGUCCUCUGCUGUACCCUCUUCUUCCUGCCUCUGCUCAUCACGGUGGUGUCCUACACGAAGGUGAUCUGUUCUCUGAGCAGAGUCUCAGUUCCUGGAAGCUCACGCAGAAGAACCAGAGCAGUGGUGAUGGCUUUGACGGUGCUGGUGCUGUUUGUGUUGUGCUUCAUGCCCACGAACUGCCUACUACUGGCACACUACCUGCAGUUUAACACGGCGGUGGAGAAGAACCACGAUUACCCCGACGGCUCCUACGCUGUCUAUCUGAUAUAUCUGUGUUUGGGAAGUCUGAACUGCCUCCUGGAUCCAUUGGUUUACUACUUUGGAUCAUCCCAGUGCCAGAGACAACUGUCCAGCAUGCUGAGGUGUGAGAAGAUCACCGAGCGCAUCAGUAUCAGUCAGUCAUCGUCUGAUUCAUGCAGAUCCAGCACCAGAACAAUGCUCAAAUCCAGCCGCACCGAAAGCUCCAAGCUCAACAGUUCGGUUACCAAAGUGGACCCUUUCCAAGCAAACCUCAACAGCCAGUACAAGAAGCUGCUGGUGUGAGUGACUGCUGGACUGUUCAUCAAGGGGAUUAAACUGACUCUUACCUGUAAUUUGAAAUAUUUUAUUAUGAAGUUCAAGUACUUGCAAAUACAGCGCACUUAGCUAAUGAACUGUUACAUAAAGUUGGCCCUUUCGUGCCAACAGAUACAGACAAUUGUGCAAUGACAGACGUGCUGUCUGACGAAUGGAGGAAGGAAGGAAGUUGAGAGUAGAUAAGAAUAUGCUUUCUAGAACAAUGUUCAGUUACAAUGAAAUGCUUCUACUUUUGUGUAAGAGCUCACGAGUUUAUAUGGAACUCUAUAGAUAUUCCAUUUAAUGGAAGGAAACUACUUGCUAUUUUGUGUAGUUUUUUUAAUAUAAAUGUUUUGCUGAUAAGCUGAUUUUCAAGCACUUACGUGUCACAUGGAAAAAGCUGUCAAUCAUCUCUUUGUACUUUAUAUAUAUAUACCACUUCUUUAUUAUUUUUUUACUGCUAAUAAAUAUUUGUAACUGCCACUGUGAUCAUGUUUUAAAGCAGUAACUUGACUUCCCUGAUAGUUUGUUUGAUGCUGCUCCCUGCUGGUGGGAAGUGAGCAUUACUGAAUGUGUUUUCCAUUAAAGUUGUACCUUCACACCACA
Stegastes partitus (bicolor damselfish) is the source of this 2071-nucleotide messenger RNA. RefSeq names its product proteinase-activated receptor 1-like. Gene Ontology annotation, biological process: positive regulation of blood coagulation; thrombin-activated receptor signaling pathway; positive regulation of Rho protein signal transduction. Bases 134 to 1453 code for a protein of 439 amino acids. Gene Ontology annotation, molecular function: thrombin-activated receptor activity. The record is from RefSeq and is a predicted model, not a curated record. Gene Ontology annotation, cellular component: plasma membrane. NCBI's taxonomy places the organism in Eukaryota, Metazoa, Chordata, Actinopteri, Pomacentridae. The transcript has 2 exons.